AUGGUGCGCGUGAACGUGAUCGAAGUGAAGCCGGCGGCCGUCUGCCUGAACAACGCCACCGUGGGUGUCACCUUGAAGAAUAGCAACGUUCUGAAGGGUGAGGCGGCGGCGCGGGCGGCGGCGGACGACGCGGGCCGCCUGCCUCAGCGACGCCACUCUCGACGCCUGGCGUCGACGCGGGGUCUCCGCCGCCCGGCGCCGCAGCCCCCCGGCGCUGUCAACGGCGUGCCUCACGGCGCCCCUUGCACCAACCCCCUGCCCCCCGUGGUCAACAGCGGGGGCUCCCCGCCCGCUCCGGUUCCCCGCACUCCCGCCCCCGCGCCGCCCGCCAAGCAGCUGGCGCCGCGCCCUACAUGGCAGGUUGGCGCGCCGUCGCCGCCUCAUCGGCCACCGUCGUCGGCGUCGCCGUCUCCCGCGCCGUCGGCGUCGCCGCUGCCGUCGCCCUCGCCGUCUCCGUCGCUGUCUGUGACGAUGUCGCCCUCGCCGUCGCUGUCGCUGGCGACGCCGUCCCCCUCGCUGGCGUCGUCGUCGUCGGCGCCGCAGCCGUGCGGCUGGGUGCGCGUGUUCGUGGGCGGGGAGGCGGAGGGCGAGGCGUCGGCGGCGGCGGCGGGGCCGGGCGCGGGGCCGGGGGCCGCCGAGGAGAGAGGCACCCUCGUCUACCUCACCGCCACCUCCACCGUGCGCGACGUCUGCCGCGACUUGUUGCUCUCCGACGACCUCACGCUCUGGGUGCAGAAAUAUAUUUUGAGAAAUAUUUAA
Gryllus bimaculatus (two-spotted cricket) is the source of this 759-nucleotide messenger RNA. The record is from the annotation of a GenBank genome assembly. NCBI's taxonomy places the organism in Eukaryota, Metazoa, Arthropoda, Insecta, Orthoptera, Gryllidae.